Messenger RNA from Cavia porcellus (domestic guinea pig), 12005 nucleotides. RefSeq names its product teashirt zinc finger homeobox 2 (gene Tshz2). The record is from RefSeq and is a predicted model, not a curated record. The transcript has 3 exons. Bases 984 to 4088 code for a protein of 1034 amino acids. Gene Ontology annotation, cellular component: nucleus. Lineage: Eukaryota; Metazoa; Chordata; Mammalia; Rodentia; Caviidae. Gene Ontology annotation, biological process: regulation of transcription by RNA polymerase II. Gene Ontology annotation, molecular function: DNA-binding transcription factor activity, RNA polymerase II-specific; DNA binding.
AAUGUUCAGUUUGUUCAGCGGGAUCGAUGUUUGCUGGCAUCGCCUCGCCCUGCCUUGUGUGUGUGUGAGAGCGAGUGUGAGUGUGUGUGUGUGUAUGUGUGUGUGAGAGAGCGUGUGUGUGCGUGUGUGUGCGCGUGUGUGUGUGCGUGUGUGUGUGUGUGUGCGCGCAUGUGUGGGUGUGAGUGUGUGUGGGAGAGAAAGCGAGAGUGCGUGCGUGUGUCUGUGUGUGUGUCUGCGUGUGAGUGAGUGGAUUCCAGAUUUUCUGUCUUUCCAAAACCCGCUCCUGUCCUCUCGCAUAUCACUCCCAGACGGAGAUCUGACAGCAGCCUCCAACCCACCGUGAGUGAUCGCGAUCGCUCCGCGCGGAUCCGCCAUCGAGACCGAGGAGGAGGAGGAGGAGGAGGAGGAAGAGGAGGUGCAGGAGGAGGAGGUGCAGGAGGAGGAGGAGGAGGGAAAGAGGAGAAGGAGGAAGAAGAGGAAGAAACCCACUACCUUCCCAGGAUUGCUUUUUUUUUCUUCCUUCCGUAUCUUUACGCGCGCGUGUGGCGCGUGUGCGCCCGGAGUCCUUUCCAUCUGAACCCGGUCUUGGAUGUUUAAUAAAGAAAUCAAGUGUCUCACCAGUCACCACAAAAAAAAGCAAAAACAACAACAACAAAAUAUAUAUAUAUAUACAUCCAAAAGCAAAAACAAAAACAGAGAGAGGAAAAAAAAACCCCAAAACAAACAAACAAACAAGGCAGAACCAAGCUCCGCUGCGAGCCAGCCGGCACCAGCCACCGUGUCUGCCGCCGCCGGAGAGGGGGGUCUCCGGCCCGAGGUGGCGGAGUGGCAGGGGGGAUCAUCGGGGGGACAGAGGCCGAGUGACGUCCUAGGAGCCAGCGGGCGAGACACGGAGGAGACCCCGAGAGGCGAGAGAGACAGCGGGCCCCGCGCGCGGCUCGGGGCUGGGGCGCCAGAAGUGGGACUGGAGCGAAAGUAGAGCGAUGCCCAGGAGGAAACAGCAGGCACCCAAGCGGGCAGCAGGCUACGCCCAGGAGGAGCAGCUGAAAGAAGAGGAGGAAAUAAAAGAAGAAGAGGAGGAGGAAGAGGACAGUGGCUCAGUAGCUCAGCCUCAGGGCAGCAACGACACAGGGACAGAUGAGGAGCUAGAGACAGGCCCGGAGCAGAAAGGCUAUUUCAGCUGCCAGAACUCUCCGGGAAGUCAUCUGUCCAAUCAGGAUGCUGAGAACGAGUCUCUGCUGAGCGAUGCCAGUGACCAGGUAUCAGACAUCAAGAGCGUCUGCAGCAGAGAUGCCUCAGACAAGAAAGCGAACAUGCACCCCAAGCUUCCGCAUGAAACACACAAUUGCAUGGAUAAAAUGACCGCCGUCUACGCCAACAUCCUGUCUGACUCGUACUGGUCAGGCCUGGGUCUUGGCUUCAAGCUGUCCAGCAGCGAGAGGAGGAACUGCGACACCCGUAACGGCAGCAACAAGGGUGACUUUGACUGGCACCAAGAUGCGCUCUCCAAAAGCCUGCAGCAGAACCUGCCUUCCAGAUCCGUGUCUAAGCCCAGCCUCUUCAGCUCGGUCCAGCUCUAUCGUCAGAGCAGCAAGAUGUGUGGGACCGUGUUCACGGGCGCCAGCAGGUUCCGCUGCAGGCAGUGCAGCGCCGCCUAUGACACCCUGGUCGAGCUGACUGUGCACAUGAAUGAAACGGGCCACUACCAAGAUGACAACCGCAAAAAGGACAAGCUAAGACCCACGAGUUAUUCCAAGCCUCGGAAAAGGGCUUUCCAAGAUAUGGACAAGGAGGAUGCUCAAAAGGUUCUGAAAUGUAUGUUCUGUGGGGACUCCUUCGAUUCUCUCCAAGAUUUGAGCGUCCAUAUGAUAAAAACAAAGCAUUACCAAAAAGUGCCUUUGAAGGAGCCAGUCCCAACCAUUUCAUCGAAAAUGGUCACUCCGGCGAAAAAGCGUGUUUUUGACGUUAAUCGGCCUUGUUCCCCAGAUUCCACCACCGGAUCGUUCACUGAUUCUUUUUCUUCUCCGAAAAACGCCAGCUUGCAGCUGUCCUCCAAUAACCGCUAUGGCUACCAGAAUGGUGCCAGCUACACCUGGCAGUUUGAGGCCUGCAAGUCCCAGAUCUUAAAGUGCAUGGAGUGUGGAAGCUCCCACGACACUCUGCAGCAGCUCACCACCCACAUGAUGGUGACAGGUCACUUUCUAAAGGUCACCAGCUCUGCCUCCAAGAAAGGGAAGCAGCUGGUAUUAGACCCACUGGCAGUGGAGAAAAUGCAGUCAUUAUCCGAGACCCCAAACAAUGAUUCUCUGGCCGCCAAGCCAUCGAGUAACUCAGCCUCCGACUGCACGACCUCUACAACUGAGGUAAAGAAAGACAGUAAAAAAGAAAAGCUGGAGGAAACCAGCAAUGAAGAGAAAGUCGUAAAAAGUGAGGAAUAUGAAGACCCUCUACAAAAACCUUUAGACCCUACCAUGAAAUACCAGUAUCUAAGGGAGGAGGAUUUAGAAGAUGGCUCAAAGGGUGGAGGGGACAUUUUGAAGUCGCUCGAAAAUACCGUAACCACAGCCAUCAACAAAGCCCAGAAUGGUGCUCCCAGCUGGAGCGCGUACCCGAGCAUCCACGCAGCCUACCAGCUAUCAGAGGGCACCAAGCCGCCCUUGCCCAUGGGAUCCCAGGUUCUGCAGAUUCGACCUAACCUCGCCAACAAGUUAAGGCCAAUUGCACCAAAGUGGAAAGUUAUGCCACUGGUGUCCGUGCCCACAAACCUGGCCCCGUACACUCAAGUCAAGAGGGAGUCAGAGGACAAAGAUGAGGCGGGGAAGGGGUGUGGGAAAGAAAGUCCCCAGGAAGAGGCAUCAUCGUUCAGCUACAGCGAGGGGGACUCUUUCUCCAAGAGUGAACCACCCUCAGCAUCCAAAAAGGCUGAGCCGUGUGCCCUGAAAGAAGAGGACAAACUGAUGAAGGAGAGCAGUGAGGAGAAGCCACAGUCCUUAGAGCCCGCGUCUUCUCUUAGUAACGGAUGCACCCUCGCCACUCCCACGCCGGCCCUGCCCUGCAUCAACCCGCUCAGCGCCCUGCAGUCUGUCUUGAACAAUCACCUGGGCAAGGCCACGGAGCCCCUGCGCUCCCCCUCCUGCUCCAGCCCAAGCUCAAGCACAAUUUCCAUGUUUCACAAACCCAGUCUCAGCGUCAUGGACAAGCCAGUUCUGAGUCCUGCCACCUCGAGGCCGGCCAGUGUGUCCCGACGCUACCUGUUUGAGAAUAACGACCAACCCAUCGACCUGACCAAAUCCAAAAGCAAGAAAGCAGAGUCCUCGCAAGCACAAUCCUGUACGUCCCCACCUCAGAAGCACGCUCUGUCUGACAUCGCCGACAUGGUCAAGGUCCUCCCGAAGGCAACCACUCCCAAGCCCGCCGCUUCCUCCAGGGUUCCACCCAUGAAGCUGGAGAUGGAUGUCAGGCGCUUUGAGGAUGUCUCCAGCGAGGUCUCCACUUUGCAUAAAAGGAAAGGUCGGCAAUCCAACUGGAACCCUCAGCACCUUCUGAUUCUGCAAGCCCAGUUUGCCUCCAGCCUCUUCCAGACUUCUGAGGGCAAAUACCUGCUGUCCGACCUGGGCCCUCAAGAGCGUAUGCAAAUCUCCAAGUUUACAGGACUCUCUAUGACCACUAUCAGCCACUGGCUGGCCAAUGUCAAGUACCAGCUUAGGAAAACGGGCGGGACCAAAUUUCUGAAAAAUAUGGACAAGGGUCACCCCAUCUUUUACUGCAGUGACUGUGCUUCCCAGUUCAGAACCCCUUCUACCUACAUCAGUCACUUAGAGUCUCAUCUGGGUUUCCAAAUGAAGGACAUGACCCGCAUGGCCGUGGACCAGCAAAGCAAGGUGGAGCAAGAGAUCUCCCGGGUGUCGUCGGCUCAGAGAUCUCCGGAAACAAUAGCUGGCGAAGAGGACACAGACUCUAAAUUCAAGUGUAAGUUGUGCUGUCGGACUUUUGUGAGCAAACAUGCGGUUAAACUCCACCUAAGCAAAACGCACAGCAAGUCACCCGAACACCAUUCCCAGUUUGUAACAGACGCGGAUGAGGAAUAGCUUCGCAGGACCAAUGCCUUAGCCUCAGCUUUCCAGCCCGGAUCCCUCACGCUGAGCCCUUCUCCGUGCAUCCUGGCUUCUGACAUUGAACUCCUGACCCCCUCCUGACGCCCUGCUCCAAGAAGACUGCCCAAAACAAACGUCACCCCGGCCAUUUCUCUUCAACUUCGCUCACAAUUUGGUAAUGAAGUAUUGAUCUCCACUUCCCUGCUUAUGGACGAUAUUAGACUCGCUGAUAAACUGCAAUGGGGCUGCCUCGUCUCCACGGUCUCCCUUUCACUGUCACAAGAAAACAAAGUGCCACUGAAGAAAAAUAAUGACUGGGAACGUCGAUGUACUUAUUUUGUCAGUUUAUAACAGGAAAGGGAGGGGGGUAUGAGUCUUCAUAGUUUAAUGUCCAAGUGGGCUGCUCUUGAUGUAGACACUUGGAAGCUUACUCUUCAUGGUAAUGUCCAUUUCCUAUUUAUAACCCCUCUGGGAACGUUUGUCUAAAGGAAAUGUUUCUGUUCAGUGUAACAAUUACAGUUGCACCUGGAUUGCCCAGUACUGCCCCUGCACUAGGGAGCCAUUAAUCACUGCAAAGUAGAAGAAUUAUUAAGUUAAACCAGAGUUGGAGCCAAGAAAACCUCUGAACAAUGUUCAUCUUCUGUGAAAGUUGUUCAGAUAGUUAGACUUAACUGUGUUGCUGCCAAAGACAUUUUCCCAUACAGUGGUAGGCAUCUUUAUCCUCAUCUUAUCUCGAUUGGUUUAAACAUGUAGAUUUAAGCAUGCACCACUGUCACACCAGACCUGGAAACAGGAAGAAGUGGUGAGAUGUCGAGUCUGAGAGAGAGACAGAAGAUGAGAUCAUUUCGGGGUGGAAAAUUCAGCAGCAGCCUUUUCUGGUAAUCUCUUCCUACAGGACCUGUUGUUUAUGAACUCAGAAACACAGUUUGACUGUAGAACCAACAGAAAGCAUGAAAUAGGGUGUCCAUUUAAAUGUGUUCCUGCAACUUUUUUCAUUAAAACUUUAAGGGCCCAAUUUUAAUUUGUGGAAUAUUCCCGUUAAUAAUGAGAUCUAAUUAAGACAUCCAUUAAAAGCCCGUUAAAGUUAAUUUAACGUAAAAAUUCCAAUAGAACUGUAUUAGAUUUUCUCCAUUAAAUUAACGUUAUGGAUUUUUAACGGAUGUCUUAAUUAUACGUUAUUAUUAACGGGAAUACUGUAUUACGCAGAUUAAAAUCAGGUCCUAAGUCAACGUGGAAAAGCUAAGAGCAUGCUUUAAUAUUAAAAGUCUUGCACACCUAGUACAUGGUUUGGAAAUGCAGGGGUAGAUCUAUUUAUUCUAGUUGAGCAUUUUCUAUACAAUGGAAAACAGCCUAAAAUAGAUAAAUCCAUCAUUGCAUUUAAACAAUGAAUUUCCUUAUUCUCAAAGGAUAAAUAAGUCUGAAUAGUGUUGUAAAAUGCUACUCAGCUAUAGGUAAAAUAUUUCAUCUAGUCCAGGCGCAAUCCUGGGAGCCAGGUGAUUCAGAAACACAUGAAAUAUUGUGUGUCAUUGCUUUAAUUACUAGUUAUCAAAAAAAAAUACUCAACACUGACAAAAUGAAACCAAAUAUAACCUCUUCACUAUUUCUCCUAAAAACUGCCUGUUGGAAUUAUUUUGGAAAUUUUAACAUGAUCCCUAAAUUCAACAUUGGGAUUUAAAAAAAAAAAAAAAAAAAAAAAAACUUCUUAUUUACCUCCUAGGGAAAGUGUUGCCCUUAUGCCACAUAUAAUGGCAAAUUGCUUUUUUUAUGGCAUGCAUAACCUAGAUGGGAAAAAAUAUGGCGCUUCAGGGAAGGAGGAAAAAAGUAAAUGAAGUUCCAGGAAUGUCAUUCUGAAGUAAUGAGGCAUGGACAGAAAAUAUACCCCUCACAUCAUCGGAUUGAGAUGGCAGUCGGAAUAGCUUCAUUGAAGUGUCAUCCAUCAAUCAAUCACCCACAAGGAAAAAUAGCAACAGUACAGCGGGGCAGCUUUUAUGGGAUAUACUCAUGGGCACAGGGAAGAGCGGCUCAAAUGUAGCUCUGACAUGAAAAGCAAGGUGCUGAUAUUAUUUUUUAUGAUGGGAGGAUCAUAAAGUGAAUUGAGAACAGUGAGCUCUGUCUUUGCGUAACCUAUUCAACCAGAAAUGAAUGGAACUCAACUGGAAAGGGACGGUGUGUGGCUGGGGUGCGACUCAGAGGUGGACGGUGCCGAGCGCCAUCCUUCGACAGCAAAAUUCUAUUAGGGGAACAUCAGCGUAGUAGAAUUGAGGUUCCCCAAGUUGUUGAAAAUUGCCUGCUCCCACCCAGGGUGAUCAGAUAAAGUGGCAUCAUUCAGAUCCUGCCGCAAGCAUCCAAAAGCAAAUUCGAGCUCGUGCUUCAGCUAGGGGGAAACCGAGUAAUUCUAAGCUCCUUGGAAAUUAUUUCCCUUCUAAGAAAAGAAAAAAUAAUGAAUCAUCUGCUUCCACGAAUAAUCUAUACGAUUUUGCUAGUGCGAUUUCGCUGAUGGGGUAGGGUGGGAGGCGAGAGACAAAAAUAUUGAUAAAUUUGGUAAGACUCCUGCAUCCUCACUUGGCAACUGUGCUCGUCACCGCUGAGGGACAGCUGCUAAUGUUCUCCUUAGAAAGCAAGAUCUGGGCUGGCGCCGCGAGAUGCAAACAGCUCUCGGUGUAUUUCUAGAGACCAGGCCUGUCUUCAUUUGGCAAAACCUGCGGGGCUUCUAGAAACGUCUUCCUGGAAAGAGAAGCUAAACAGCAUGCUCUCGGGAGAACAGUUUGAAUCCUCUUUCAUACCACUUCCUUCCUUUUUCUGAAUAACAGUAGUAGUUAGGAAAAGUUGGAACUCGAGGAAGGGGAAGGAAAAUGCCAUGCAAAUAACAUGCAAAUCACCCUCAAGUGUUUCCACCACGCCCACAUCCUCGGUGGUUAGGGCCACUGCAGACUUUGCAGAUGGCCUUUGCUUCACUUUCCCCGCUGCCCACCAAGGCUACCGGCCAACUAAAUUGAAAUGGCCAUUACAAAAAUUAGCUACAAAUAUUUAAAUUUUAUGUAGUUGGCCGCAUUCUUUAGUACAGCAAACCUACCAAAUAUACAGCAUGUUAAAAACACUGAAAGCAAAAGGCACGAGAGACACAGUUUAUUCCACCGAUUCACUCAGGAGGUCUUGGGCACCCUCCUCAGCAUGUGUGGCGCUGUUCUAGGUACAAGGAAAUGGCCCGGUGACACCCACCCGCAUGACCUCCUGGCCCUCCUCCUGUGGAUAGCCGCUCCCCCACGUAGCGAUACCCAGACAACUGGGCCCAGAGUUGACAUGGGGGUCAAAAUCCAAGAAUUCCAGAAUAAAGGGUUUUCCCUUGAAAAGCAACCAGAGAGGAAAUAGCUUAAAAAAUAGGUCAAGGCCUAAAAACAGAAUAUAAUCAUGGAAUAAAUUGGGAUAGCCCAGACAGUCCCCAUUGAAUUUCUUUCACGCCACAAAUAGAUUUUUUUUAAACACCCCCAAAAUAUGCCUGCUUAGUAUACGAUGCUUGCAUAGUUAAGAGGCGAGAUUUUAUAAGCAAAAGCCUCUGAGCUUAGUUAAAAUGCAGAAAACAAAUGCAGUGAGAUAUGUUUGGGAAGCAUUUGUGCAACUCUGGCUAUGUAGUGACAAGGAGUGCAGGUCACACUCACACACACACACACACACACACACACACACACACACACACACACGGGAAUUCUACCGCUGUUCUCCGAGGCCUACGGGGAAUGCAGUGGUAGGAGGCUUUGAUUUUCUAAAAUUUCUCACGGUAAAUCCAAAGAUUACAGGUCUCCCCAGGGACUCGAAAUGUUGCUUUUCCAUUUGUCACUUUCCAGAUCAUCUGACUGUGCUCAGCCCUUUUCUCCGGUGCUUCCGUCCCUUAACUUACUAAACGUUUUUGUUUUUAAAAAGACAUGGAGACUGUCACUUCACAUCAGCCCUCUUUAUUCUCCGCAACCAGAAUAGUGGUGCUUGGAUGGAUGCUAAAAUAACAAUAAGGGAAUACACCGAAGGCCACCCUUAUGUGCUGCUGAAGAAUAAUAAAAGUGGGGCUGGGGAUUUAGCUCAGCGGCAUAAGCACCUGCCUUGCAAGCAGGCGGUCGCGGUUCGAUCCCCGGUACUGAUAAAAGAUGAUAAUAAUAAUAAUAAAAGUAACAUUUAUUUUGAAGAUGCAUUAGGCAGAAAAAAAAAUCAAAAGUGAACUUUCAGUUGAUUUUGUCCCCUCUGUGAGAUAUUAAAAUGCUAAUUUCAUCUUCUGCCUUCCUCGAUGUGGCACUUUCUCAAAAUAUCUAUGAAACACUUUUAGGCAAAGAUGGAACUGGAAAGAGAAACACAAAUUUCCACACACACACCCCACCCAGACAGAGAGAGGGGUUUCCAUUGCCGGAAGCGUUCCACGUUUUGAAACUUGUGAAUCAUCUUUAGAAUUUCUGCCGUGGAAUUUUACCUCUUCAUCCAAAGGAAAAGCCACUCAUCCCCUUUGGUUUCCGGUGACAGAUUCAGAGGCGGCGGCCCUGCUGCAGUUUCCAGGCCUAGUUAAUCUUCCCAUAGUUAGGAACAAUGGGCGAACGGCCGUGGGGGGUGUUUCUCCAAAAAUUAUUCAUGCGCAAGGCAGCCCAAAGCUUCAGGGGAAACUAGAAAUGUUUUAUGGAUUAGAAUAGGACUGUUUUAAAAUGCUAGUACCAGAUGCAGCGCUGUGUCAACAACAGGACGCUGUCCGUUUCCUUUGGAAAAAUAGAUCCCGAGUAAAACGACUCCCGGAGAAUUGAUACCCUGCUCCUGGUACACUGCGGCCAACAAAUGAUAUUAUCGAUAGCCAAAGGAUUGUCAUUGGGGCCUUGGACAAUGCGGUUUGCCUGAGAAAGAUCAAAUGCAGCCUGUUGUGUCAUGUUUAUUUGCUUAAAACAGCUUUUGGAAGUACAAGUGGUGACGCUUUGGUAGGAUCCCCAGAUGGGAGAUGUUGGUACAGUUGAAGAAGUGUAUUGCUUAAAAAAAAAGCUAAGCACUCUGUCCAAUCCCUUCAGAAAAUAAAUUUCUGUGUGUCCACUGAAUUAUCUUGAACCUGAAACCUGUAUUUGGAUAUCAUCCCCCAGGCAAUAGCUAAUAUUUACAGACUGAGCAAUCACACACUUAGAGUUCAAACGUGACAACCAGGGCAGUGACGCAUUCACCUCCAACAUGACUCCCAUAACGGUCAGGAAUUAUGAAUGUGUGUGUACGUUUUUAAAGUGCUCAAAAUUUAACACAUCUGAACAGGACAGACUGCACCCAUCCUGCACUCUGAUAAACACUGCAGACACACAGCUGCCUUGACAUGCUAAAGAUAUGGGAUACAAUUCAAAAACACCAACGCAAACAAUAAAAUCUCCUUUGGCCCAGUGUUCUCAAAUGUCCUUAUAGUCUCUGAGGAUAGCCUUCUAAUCCCUUUCCGCUUGAUUGCAAAUAGCCAGGCACUGUCUGCUUCCAAGCCCCUCUAAAAUCCGGAAGCCAGCCCAUCAGAUACAGUCCUUACGGGAAAACCAGUUCCUGCUCUGCAGAGCUCCUGUAACUUUUUAGGAAACCCUGCACCCACAUAUUUACAUUAUGUCUGUGUCCCCUUGCAUUAAUUCUGGGUUUCUGAGUCUGUUUCUUUUCUAAAGGGCAGUGGUAGAAACAGGUCAAGAGUUUCAAGAAUCACAUUCAUCCUCGCCGUGAAGGAAAGUGCUCCUUUGCUAGUGAAGAAAGGCAAAUGUAUUUUUGUCUUAGGAAAGCAGACCAGCCGCCUUCAGAGGCUGCGACCUACCUGUAGAGUGUUCGCAAGCAAGGGCAACAAUUUUCUAUCGCCUGCAUGCUGUAUAUAAGACAUUCGCCUGUAUACUAGGAAAGAACCCAGGCUGUUUUCUUUGUGGAUACCGCAGCUUGGAUGGCUGGAACCUAGGCCGCCCGUGCAUUUUUAUACUGUACAUAUUUGUAUAUACUAACUAUAUCGCCAUGUACGAACACAGAUUUUGUUAUAUUUGCUUUGUUUCUGUUUCCUACCAAACUGGCCCACAAUGGGGAUUCUUUUGUAUAGAAGGAAGAAAAAAAUAUGCUUGUAAUUUUUUUCUGAUCAUUCUCUUUCGAUAGCUUAUGAAAGAAUUAGAUCUGAGUUUACAAAGAAAUUCUAAGAACCACGUCUGUCUGUCUGCAUGAGUCCCGACCGACCGCUGACCUAGGGAGGAACCGACGUCCUAAUUCAGAAUUUUCCUUUCAAGGCAUGCUUCACCCGUGGGAAAACUGCAAACUUAUCCAUGUAGAAUUAUUCUCUUUGUAUUUUAUCUAAUAGUGCCUGAAAAAUUUUUUAAUGUCUUCUUAGAGGAAGAAUUCAUAAUUGUCAAAAUUUGAAACAUUAGCUUAAUUUUGUUUUUAUGACCUCACGAUUCUUCUUAUUUAUUCGGUUGCUGCUGUAAUGGGGCCCCAGGCCAUUCCUGACAUCGAUGUUCCUCUGCAUUAAGGAUGUUUUUAAAAUUACAGAGAUUAUUGAGCCAACAGGCUGCUUUAAUCAAAACCAUGUUUCACUUGUUUUUGAUGAUUAUAAAUUGUCCUUGCAAUGAAAAAGGAAAAAAAGAAAAAAAAAAAAACUUUUCUGCUAGGAAGAUUAUACCACCCUGUGGCCAAACAGAUUCAUAACAGAUAGGCAUCAGUGCCCACUGCUCCGGAUCUAGAAAAUUCCUCCCUGGGCUGGCCACAGUCGCAUCCCCUGGCCACCUCCCUGCCACUGUCCUCAGGGCUCCAGGAACUAUUUGCAGAUUUCCAAAGGCUUCUUGCCUGGUCAUCUCUGCCCACAGACAGACAAUGCAGCCGGAAACGUCCCUCUGGCUUGCAGAGAAGGAAGGGAUUUUUCAGAACAGGUGAUCCUGCUUUUGUCCCUGGAUGCCACCAGCCUGUCAUCCCUCCUAAUCACAAACGAUCUGGUCCUAACACCCCACGUAACCUAAAUCAGGCCAAAAGCAGCAUUUUAGCUCAGCGUCUGCUGCACAGGACACUGCGGGCGCAGCUGCGAUGUGCGCAUGCGUGUGAUGCUCACGCGUCGACAUUAUCUGACAAUAGGAGGGUUUUUAAUUCGAUUUUAUCGCUAGAGAUAAAUUCCGAUGAUGGAGCUGAAGAAAACCCUUAAAUUAUAUCACAAAAGCCAUUAUUUUUUACAUCUGAAGAGUUUUUUUAAAAAAGAAAAUCAUUCUACUUUGAGAACUGUAAUUAAAGCCCUAAAUAAUAGACCGACUUCUUUGAGCUGUUGUGCAAACCAGCAACGCGCUCGCCGAGGUUGUACGGAGCCCCCCAUUUCCAUCAGAAAGGCUUCUAUAUUAUUUACAUUUUUAAACCGGGUAACUUUCCUUUAUGGUGAAAAUCUCUCUCUCUCUCUCUCUCUCUCUCUCUCUCUCUCUCUCUCUCUCUCUGUCUCUCUCUUUAUUUCCACUGAGCAGUUAUUGGAAAUAGUCUGUUCCCAUCUGAAACCUUACCGUAAUUUACAUCAGGAGAGCCAGCUGCCGACGUUAAGGACCUGGGUGUGUUCAAUUAUGAUUUUGCUGGAGGCUGCCCCUCGUGUUAAUGCUGCAGAUAUUGAACCACCUUUCUGAGACCUGGCUGAUUCGGCAGAGCAGAGACAGGCCUCCCGACACCAUUAGCUUUGCAAAUGCUUCAUCGUAGUCAAGGCCGACUUCCGCUUUGGCCAACUGAAAAAAUAAAAAUACAAAAUGAAAAUUAAAGGAGAGAAGAAAAAAACACAGAUGCACUUAACACAUGAAAAGAAUUAUUUAUACGAUAAAAAUAUAUUUAGAUUUUCAAAGCACAAGACUGAAUAGAAGUGCUCUUUUUAUGCUUUCUGGAGAUGUUAAAUGUCUUUCUACAUCAGGCUUAAUAAAUCUGUAAUGACAUUUGAUGGACUGA